Phragmites australis (common reed) is the source of this 1657-nucleotide messenger RNA. Its product is annotated as U-box domain-containing protein 21-like. The coding region runs from base 172 to 1530 and encodes 452 amino acids. The transcript has a single exon. Gene Ontology annotation, biological process: protein ubiquitination. Gene Ontology annotation, molecular function: ubiquitin protein ligase activity. The record is from RefSeq and is a predicted model, not a curated record. Lineage: Eukaryota; Viridiplantae; Streptophyta; Magnoliopsida; Poales; Poaceae.
CGCGCGCCCACGAUCCAUUCAACGUUGCCGUCCGCAACCUAUAUAUCCCUGCAUUUUCACCUGCCCGAGUGCCCAACCCACGUUAGCUCCCGGUCAGCGCGCGCAUCACCUCGCCCGCGACUACGUGCAACACAGCAAAUCGGACACGUCUUCCGCCGUGCGCACGCAGGGAUGGUCACGCCGCUGUCUCGCCCUCGCGCUCGCGCAGCACGAAGCGCGGCGCGGGUGGCGGUGCCCGAGAUACCGCUUGCCGCGAGGCGGCAGCCGCCCGCGCCUGUGGGCGCGGAGCCUGCCGUGCCGAGCUACUUCCUGUGCCCGAUCUCGCUCGACAUGAUGCAGGACCCCGUCACGGCGCCGACGGGGAUCACGUAUGACCGGGACAGCGUGGAGGGGUGGCUGGAGCGGGGACACGCCACGUGCCCCGUGACCGGCCGGCCGCUGCGCCUCGAGGAGCUCAUCCCGAACCACGCCACGCGGAGGAUGAUCCAGGAGUGGUGCGUCGCCAACGGCGCCCUCGGGGUGGAGCGCGUGCCCACGCCCCGCGUCCCCGUCUCCGCCACCGAAGCGUCCGAGCUCCUGGCGGCCGUGGCCUCCGCCGCGAGGCGAGGGGAUGGGCCGGCGUGCCGGCAGCUGGCGGCCAGGGCCAGGGCGCUUGGCAAGGAGAGCGAGCGCAACCGCCGGUGCUUUGCCGCCGGGGGAGCCGCCCGUGCGCUUUCGUCUGCGUUCUCUCACCUCGUUGACCAGCCGGCAGUGACGGCGUUGACUGCGUCCGGCGCGCUGGAGGAGAUUCUGACCGCGUUGGUCGUGUUCUUCCCGCUCGACGAGGAGUCUAGGCGCCACAUUGCCUCCCCGGCGUCGCUGAACGCCGUCGUAUCGAUCCUAUCCCACGGCGAGGUGACCGCGCGGGCCAGCGCCGUCGUCGUGCUCCGCGAGAUCGCCUCGUCAUCCGACAGCCAAUGCCUCGAUGCGAUGUCCAAGACCAAUGGCAUAUACGACACGCUUAUCAAGCUCUUGGAGAAGCCCGUGUCGCCGCAGGCCACCAAGGCCGCUUUGGUCACCGCCUACUAUCUCGUCACAAACACCGACCGCGCGGCCUCGCGCCUGAUCGACCUCGGCAUGGUGCAGCUCCUCGUCGAGCUCCUAGUCGACUCCGACAAGGGCACGACGGAGAAGGCGCUCGCGGUGCUGGAUAGCUUGCUCCUCACGGACGAAGGCCGCGGCAAGGCGUACGUGCACGCAUUGACCGUGCCGGUGCUCGUGAAGAAGAUGCAGCACGUGUCCGACAUGGCGACCGAGUUCGCCGUGUCGGCGCUGUGGCGGCUGUGCAAGAACUUCCCCGAAGAGGGACGGUGCAAGGCCGAGGCGCUGCAGGUGGGCGCGUUCCAGAAGCUGCUUCUGCUCCUGCAGGUCGGGUGCAUGGGCGUGACCAAAGAGAGGGCCAGCGAGCUCCUCCGGCUUCUGAACGGAUCAAGAGGCAGCGACGAGUGCAUCGAGACGGUGGAUUUCAAGGGGCUCAAGAGACCCUUUUGAGUGUGCAGAGACUAGGUUAAGAACUAAGAUGUGCAUACAGUAAUACAAGAUGGAAGAUGCAGAUACAAUUAGGUUUAAUUAGGAUCUCUUCUUGGUUUUCUUCUGGGAAUGAAUUACACCUUAAUUA